UUUCGUUUGGAAAACUUUCUGGAGAACAAGACGACUCUGAAUGGAUUGUCUGAUCUUCAAAAAAAAGAAUGUUACAACCAUAUUUCGCUUUCAAUCAAAGGACACAAGAGAGCUUUAGAGUUAGUAUUAUAAAAAAAAUAAAUUGUUUAAAUAUUAAUUGCGACAAGUUUUGUCGCGAUUAAUGAAUGAAAUUUUUCAAACAAAGGUUCGUCAAACGUAUGGAAUCUUUGUUUUCGUAUUCUUUGCUGAUACAAUGUGGGUUGAACGUUAUUUGUAUGAGCAUUUGUCUGUAUCAAGUAGCAGUAUUGUAUGAUCAGUCGAUAGAAGUAAUUAAAUUUAUUGCCAUUGUCUGUGCUGAGUUAUUUCAUUUACUAUUUGCCAGUUUAGCUGGACAAAAUGUAAUAGAUUGCAGCAGCGAAAUUUAUUUUAAAGCUUAUAGUGGCCUCUGGUAUGAGGCCCCUAUAGAAAUACGUAAAUUACUUAUAUUGAUCAUGAGAAGGAGCUUUAAAUCUUCUCAAUUAUCCGCUGGGAAAAUGUUCGUCUACUGUCUGGAUGGUUUCGCAAUGGUAAGCUAAUAAGAAAUUAUAGAUUUAUACAUUCAUAUGAUUUUAGUAACCGAUCUCAAAAUUUCUUUAAGAUUCUACGAACUUCUACUUCAUACUUCAUGGUACUUUCAUCGGUUCAGUAAUUAAUCAUUGACAUUUAUAAAUUGUUAGUUAUUUAAAUAUAGGUGCAAUUUCAAUUAUAUUAUAAAUUCUGACAGACGGUUAGAAGUGUUCAUUUUGUUAUUUUUUUUCAAGUUCUUAUUAAUUAAUUUUUAAAUUUAUUUACUUUCCAAGCCUUUUCAGGGAAACUGCAGAAUGCCUAAGACAAUAAUUGUUGGUAAUGUAUUCUUAUUAAUUUAAAACUUUACGAUCACAUAAUAAAAGAUGUCUACCAAAGAACAAUAUUCAUAUCAUCAUUUAAUGAAUAUAUAAGGUCAUCAAAAAAUAUAUAGAAUAUGGAUUUUGAUAUAUAACAUAUAUAUUAUAAAGAAUACGCUUGGGGUGUAAAAUAUUAAAGAUUGUUUAAAUAUCUACCUCAAUCAUCACGUUGUCCUCGAUUUUUUGAUUAAUAGAUCUUAUUUGAAGUAAUCAAGACCUAGACGAUUAUAUUGAUUCUCUUGAACACAUCAUUUAUGAAAAUAAAUCGAAACGAAAACCAUCGAUGUAAAUAUCUGAAGAAGAACUGCAAUUUCGAAGAAAACAUGUAAAUAGCUUUUUCUUUUUCUCUCUCUUUCAACUUCGAAGAAGUAUUUUUCAAAGUAAUGUAAAGA
Molecule: messenger RNA, 1315 nt
Organism: Vespula vulgaris
Lineage: Eukaryota; Metazoa; Arthropoda; Insecta; Hymenoptera; Vespidae
Exons: 3
Coding region: 186-575 (129 amino acids)
Biological process (GO): sensory perception of smell; detection of chemical stimulus involved in sensory perception of smell
Cellular component (GO): plasma membrane
Molecular function (GO): odorant binding; olfactory receptor activity
Source: RefSeq, a predicted model, not a curated record